Solanum lycopersicum (tomato) is the source of this 1475-nucleotide messenger RNA. Its product is annotated as chaperone protein dnaJ 6. The record is from RefSeq and is a predicted model, not a curated record. NCBI's taxonomy places the organism in Eukaryota, Viridiplantae, Streptophyta, Magnoliopsida, Solanales, Solanaceae.
UCUAGUGUACCCUGGCGGGAACUCGAAGGCCUUGAGGAUCAAAUGGCGGGAAUCCUUCCCCUUUAUAAAGUCCUGAUUUGCAAGUAAAUUAGCAAAAUUGCAUUCAAAUUGCGAAUUGUCGAUUGCUUUUGCGUGCUCAAGUAGUGUAAGUAUCUUCCGAUUUGUCGUAUGGGAAAGGGAAAGAAGAAGGCUAGGGUUCCGGUGGAGAAUUUUGAAGAAGACGCCGAUUCCGAUGACGUUGAAAUGAAUGGAAAUGAAGAGAAUAUGAACGGAUCUUCUUCUAGCGAAAAGAGUCUUUAUGAGAUUCUUGGGGUUGAAACAACAGCAUCCCAGCAGGAAAUAAAGAAGGCAUAUUACAAGCUGGCUCUGCGUCUUCAUCCUGAUAAGAAUCCUGAUGAUGAGGAAGCAAAAGAGAAAUUUCAGCAGUUGCAAAAGGUGAUAUCAAUUCUUGGAGAUGAGGAGAAACGAGCUCUUUAUGAUCAGACUGGCAGUGUUGAUGAUGCUGACUUGGCAGGAGAUGUCGUUGAUAACUUGAAGGAGUUUUUCCGAGCUAUGCAUCCAAAGAUAACCGAGGCGGAUAUUGACAAGUUUGAAGCUAGUUAUAGAGGAUCUGAGUCGGAGAGGACAGACUUGAUUGAUCUAUACAAGAAGUAUAAGGGUAAAAUGAAGAGGCUCUUUUGCUCCAUGAUUUGCUCCGAUGUCAAAUUAGAUUCACAUCGCUUCAAAGAUAUGCUGGAUGAAGCUAUAGCAGCAGGGGAAAUAAAGUCGACCAAAGCAUAUGAGAAAUGGGCAAAGGAAGUGUCUGAAACAAAACCGCCUACAAGCCCAUUGAAACGUAGACAAAAAUCAAAGAAAGAACCAGACGAUUUGUUUGCUAUUAUUUCUCAGCGACAAAAUGAACGGAGGGGCAAAAUGAAUUCUAUGUUCUCAUCUUUGGCUAGCAAAUACGGUGGGGAUCCAUCAGCUACAGAGCCAAGUGAGGAAGAAUUCGAAGCUGCUCGAAGAAGACUGGAGGGUAAAAGGCAAUCUAAGCGAAACCUUUCGAGAAGCUCUCUAAAUGGCUAAACUAAAUCUGCUCAACAUCUUGGAAACUCAAAAACCAGACUUGUUAAUACAUGGUGUCAAGCAAUUAUGGGCUGCUGGGGUGGCUUCUUCCGUUGACAUCCCGGCUGUUAGAUUCUUCACUUCUUGUGCUCCUAUUUCAGUCACUUGUUUGUGAAACCAAAUGUGGAAUUCCCCUUACAAGCUCUUCGAUUACAUCCCUAUUUAACAUCGUGAAGACGAUGAUCCUGAAGAAUUUACAGGUGUGAUGCUACUAGACACGUCGAGAGAGAUGGAAGGUAAAUACAUCGACUAUAUGUCCGAAAUAAUCAAAUUUAAGGUCUUGCCAAUUGGUACACUAGUUCAACAUUCUAUGACUAGCGUAGAUGGAAACAUGGAAAUCAGAUUAUAUAUUGAAUAAGUAUGUUGUUAAA